AUGAACGGAAACAGAGAAGCAGAUGUGGGAAUCAGAUUGGACGUGACAGUACUGACGUGUGUUACUGCAGUUCACUCAUUGAGAACCGCUCAACACUCCAAAUCAAAGCCUUCCGCCCAUCAGUCUCGGACGUUCCUGGUUCAGCUCAAACGGCAAUCCCAGACUCUGAAAGAAACCCCUUCAGCAACAACAGGAGCCGUUCCUCCUCCUGGUGCAAACCUGCAACUCACAAACCUCCCAUAUUUCAUUCGUCGCACAGCAUCAAACCAACUCCCCGUGUACCUCGUCACAAAAGCUGGCGGUACCAAGCAACAGACCAAGAUUCAGAAGACGGAAGGUGAUCUAGAAGCAUUGAGGAGCGACCUUGCGCGGUAUCUCGGUCUUGAAAGCGGCGACCCUCGCUCGCCAAAAAGCCCGGACGUCACUAUCAACCGUCUCAAUGGCCAUAUUAUCGUCAAGGUAUGCCAGUGGAUAUACCUCGCGCGGUCCAGUGCUGUCUUUCUGCUCUAUCCAUCCAAUCGCUAA
Molecule: messenger RNA, 525 nt
Organism: Aspergillus pseudoviridinutans
Lineage: Eukaryota; Fungi; Ascomycota; Eurotiomycetes; Eurotiales; Aspergillaceae
Product: mitochondrial 54S ribosomal protein mL49
Exons: 1
Coding region: 1-525 (174 amino acids)
Biological process (GO): translation
Cellular component (GO): ribosome; mitochondrial large ribosomal subunit
Molecular function (GO): structural constituent of ribosome
Source: RefSeq, a predicted model, not a curated record